Messenger RNA from Manihot esculenta (cassava), 1183 nucleotides. Its product is annotated as eukaryotic translation initiation factor 2 subunit beta. Bases 138 to 950 code for a protein of 270 amino acids. The transcript is spliced from 10 exons. Gene Ontology annotation, cellular component: eukaryotic translation initiation factor 2 complex. Gene Ontology annotation, molecular function: translation initiation factor binding; translation initiation factor activity; mRNA binding. The record is from RefSeq and is a predicted model, not a curated record. Gene Ontology annotation, biological process: formation of translation preinitiation complex; translational initiation; formation of cytoplasmic translation initiation complex. NCBI's taxonomy places the organism in Eukaryota, Viridiplantae, Streptophyta, Magnoliopsida, Malpighiales, Euphorbiaceae.
GGAUUAACUAGUAAUUUAUCAAAAAAAAUUCUAUUAACCCACCACAAGAGAAAGAGAACGUCCCAGGUCGGUGCGCUAAUUCAUAGUCUGUCGCUUCUCUCUCCGUCCGAGUGUCCGUAGCAGACGAAACAGCUGUCAUGACGGAUGAAACUUCCAUUGAUGUGAGGGACGAGGUGGCAGAUCUUGCCCCCUUUGAUCCAACCAAAAAGAAGAAGAAGAAGAAGGUUGUAAUACAGGAUAGUGCAGAUGAUUCUGUGGACAAGCUUGCUGAGAAAACUGUAUCAUUAUCAGUCUCUGAUGGGCUUGAGAGCACUUUUACUGGUUUGAAAAAGAAGAAGAAGAAACCAGUAGAAACCAGUAUUUUAAAUGAAGAAAGUGUAGAUGCACGAGAAGAUUUGGAUGAUCAUGUAGGAGAGGAUGAAGAAGGAGAAGGAAUUGAGCUACAACAGCAGCUUUACCCAUGGGAAGGGAGUGACCGUGAUUAUGAAUAUGAGGAGCUCCUUGGGAGGGUCUUCAACAUUUUGCGUGAGAACAACCCAGAACUUGCUGGAGAUAGGCGGAGAACUGUGAUGAGGCCUCCACAGGUUCUUCGUGAGGGUACAAAGAAGACAGUUUUUGUGAAUUUUAUGGAUCUCUGCAAGACAAUGCAUCGACAACCUGACCAUGUCAUGGCCUUCUUACUUGCUGAAUUGGGGACAAGUGGAUCACUUGAUGGACAGCAGAGGCUAGUUGUUAAGGGGAGAUUUGCUCCCAAAAAUUUUGAAGGAAUCCUGCGUCGAUAUAUAAAUGAGUAUGUCAUUUGCCUUGGUUGCAAAAGUCCAGACACUAUACUUUCGAAGGAGAACCGUCUCUUUUUCCUCAGAUGCGAGAAGUGUGGUUCUGGACGAUCAGUUGCCCCAAUCAAAGCUGGUUUUGUUGCUCGUGUUGGCCGCAGAAACGCAGGGACAUGAGGUUUGUAAUGCCUGGUUUUGUUGCCCGUAUUAGCAGUAGGAAGAUAUUGGGACAGGAGCCUUUGAAGGUUAGGCUGUGCAGCUGAGAAGUCAUGGAUUUUUGUUUGUCUACACUCGAAACUUUUCUUCUCUGAAUUUUAUCAUUGUUUUUGUUUUGUCAAAGUUAUCAGAGUUAAAUAAUGCCUGUUUAUUAAGCUGAGCUAUAUAUAUAAAUUAAUUAAGUUAUGGUAUAA